AUGUAUGGGGAUCUGGCCAAUAAGUUGGUUGCUGACGCUAAAAGAUUCUCCAAUUUGCCAAGUGUACCAAUCUAUCAGGCUGACUUGGUUAAGGACAUCGUUAAAGAAAUUAACGAUUUGAAUCGAGAUGCAGAAUACUUGUCAACAAUUGAGGACAAUAUAAGGGAAGCUCAAGAAGAGGGCAACUCUACACAGCAAGAGGAGGACUACAAGAUUAAUCAAUGCCAAACAUUCGUAACACAUUUAUCCAUGCGAAGGAAUAAGCGAUGCUUAUUAGCCUAUGAAAAAUUGCGAAGCGAUAAGCUUAUUGAAUUUGCGUGGUUGAAUAUCGAUCCUGCAGAGCCAAUUACUCAAUCAGCGCCCUCUUCGUCAUCAUCCGGGACUGACACAGCAACAAAUACUGGAGCCCCCUCUUUGCCAAAUAGUAAAGCACUUCUUCCACAAUCGAAGACGAUCCCCAAUUAUACUACCCAAUUGGACAUGAACAAUUUGAAUCACUUUGAACAAGAUUUCUACAAAAACUAUCAAAAUUUAAUAACAAAUUACAAGCUGAAAUUUGGUGAAUAUUUGGACUUGACGGGUGAUCUACAACCUCCAACUGAUAUAUUCAUUGAUGUGAGGUGUUUAAAAGAUGGUGGUGAUGUUACAACUGAGUAUGGUUCAUUCAACUUGAUUAAGGACUCUCAGUUUUACGUUAGGAAAAGUGACGUCGAAAGAUUGAUCCAACAAGGUUAUUUAGAAGAAAUAUAG
Messenger RNA from Lodderomyces parapsilosis, 750 nucleotides. It is a transcript of the gene PSF1, whose product is annotated as DNA replication protein. The record is from RefSeq and is a predicted model, not a curated record. Gene Ontology annotation, biological process: DNA replication; DNA strand elongation involved in mitotic DNA replication. Bases 1 to 750 code for a protein of 249 amino acids. Gene Ontology annotation, cellular component: GINS complex. The transcript has a single exon. NCBI's taxonomy places the organism in Eukaryota, Fungi, Ascomycota, Pichiomycetes, Serinales, Debaryomycetaceae.